Molecule: messenger RNA, 1744 nt
Organism: Ostrea edulis (European flat oyster)
Lineage: Eukaryota; Metazoa; Mollusca; Bivalvia; Ostreida; Ostreidae
Exons: 14
Coding region: 29-1669 (546 amino acids)
Source: RefSeq, a predicted model, not a curated record
AGUGUUACACUUAAGUAUUACUAACCACAUGACUGAUGCAUUCGUUUCAUUUCUAAAGACAAGAGAAAGGCGAGUUAUCUUCGAAAUGCUGAGGGGAAAGUUGUUUCUCCUACCCAUAAUGUUUGUGGUGUUACUACCACUUACAUUUAUCAUCACGUACAGUGUAGCUGUGAGCGAUGGGGGUGUUUACCCAUUCUUUCCUUUUAUCAGUGACACCGGAACUCUGCCUCCUGAGAGCUGUGUUUUUGGACAAUUGCUGAAUAUUGCAGCUGUGUUGAUUCUGACCAUUGUGUACCUGAGAUACAGACAGGUGGAAACGUACUGGUCAGUCACCCAUUCGCUGACACCAUAUCCCAGAGCCAACACCGCUUUCCUCGUCCUAGGUCUUCUCUCCGGGGUUGGUCUCAGUAUCGUAGGAAAUUUUCAGGUAGAAAAUUCAAAGGGGUUCCAUAUAUUUGGAGCUCUACUUGCAUUCAUCGUUGGAGGCGCAUAUUUUUGUACCCAAACGUUUAUCUCUUGGAAGGUUCCAGACAUCCCCGGGUCCACAAAAACAACACGAGUUAUACGGCUCCUUAUCUGUAUAUUAUAUUGCUGUUUUGCCGUCAUCGGAAUUGUCACAUUCCUAGUAAGUAAAAGUAAGUUAAGGCCCGAAAAAAUCUCCACACGUUUAUGGACGGCCAGCUACAAGGGUUAUGCAGAGCACGUCACCUCCGCGGUGAUGGAAUGGCUGGGAAGUUUUCUGAUCUGUGCUUAUGCCGCCACAUUUACACCAGAAUUCAAACACCUAAAACUGACUUCAACACUACAAAUAGGUAGCACGCCUAGCGAAUUACUUCCGAGUGGAUUCCACCAAUAUUCUAAGAUGUUUAGAGAUAAUCUGCAUAUUUUCCCAAUAUUCAUCGUGAUAUAUGUCCCCGUCUCCUUCUUCAUUACAUAUGGCAUCGCUGUGGGUAAUGGCCAUGUUAAUCCGGGAUUUCCAUACAUCAGUGAUACGGGUACUCUGCCACCUGAAAGCUGUGUAUUUGGACAACUUUUAAAUAUUGGAGCAGUUAUUGCGUUGGCUGUGUUCUAUAUACGCUAUAAGCAGAUAGAGACUUUCCAGAGUGACUGUCCAGUCUUACCUAUAACCCGGGUGAAUAAGACAGCGUUUGUACUGGGGUUGACCACUGCGUUUGGCAUUAGUCUAGUUGGAAACUUUCAGGAGACGAAUGUGGUGGUUGUACACGUCAUUGGUGCGUUCUUGGCGUUUGUAGUGGGGGGUGUUUACUGUUGUCUACAAACUUACCUCUCUUUCAAACUGCCACAGAUACCUGGAUCCUCCAAAAAUCUAAGAAUAGCUAGAUUAAUUAUUUGCAUUUUAGAUUUUAUCUUUAUGGUAGUACUUUUAGUGGCAUCAUUUGUGAAUAGCAGCCCACAUAUUACCCCUCCUGCACAUUGGACGUCAGACAAGCCGGGAUAUGGCGCACACCUGACGUCUACAAUAGCAGAGUGGAUAAUCGCAUUUUUAACGUGUAUUUAUGUGGCCACAUUUACAACGGAGUUUAAAUAUUUCGAAAUGAUUAAACCAAAGAUAACUUUCCGAAAUAUUCCCGAAUACAACGUUUCUACUAUAGAAUCAACGGCAAAUAGUACAGCGAUAGAGAAUGGUGCAACGAACGCCAAAUACUGAACGUUCUGGUGCAAUGUGAUAUAAAAGCUUGAAUGUGAUAUAUAUACAAAUAAACACUUAAAGUUACCGAAGAAA